Paramecium sonneborni is the source of this 1443-nucleotide messenger RNA. The record is from the annotation of a GenBank genome assembly. Lineage: Eukaryota; Ciliophora; Oligohymenophorea; Peniculida; Parameciidae.
AUGUCUUAAUAAAUAUUUAGGGUGUAUUUAUAAUCCAUUUCACAUACUUUCAAGGAUAUACCUAAAGGAAACUUUUAUUGGAGAUUUCAUAAAAGAGAUAUCAACAGAAUUAUUACUACUCCUUGCCCUGUAGAUUCACCAACUUAAGAAACAGAAAUAUAAUUGUUUAAAGAAUUGAGAGCAUAGAUUGGAGUUAAAGAAGACUUUGUUUGUCCUUAAUGUCCACAUCAUGCAAAAUGUUAAAAGGCAUUUAUAUAAUCAGAUGGAGGAAAUAUGUAAACUUUGCUUUUGCCUCAUCUUUCCAAAUUUUUAGAAACAAUUAGUACUCAUUAAAUGAACCUGUAAAUUAAUAUUUAUUAAUUUAGUUAAAAUGAUUAAAAAAGUUUUUGGUUAUCUAGUACAAGGGUUUUAGAUACAUUUCAUUCAAUAUUAAUCGAUUUUUAACUCAAUUAAAAUAAAUUCAAUGAAUAAUUUUUGAGUGAUAUAGCUUAAGUUUCUGAAAAUGAAUCUAUCCAUCAAUAAGAUUCAAAAAUUUAUAAAGAAAAAUACACUAAAAAAGCAGAUUUUUUAGAUGAUCAAAAUAAUGCUCCUAAAAAAGAGGUCAGAAAAUUUGAAAAUCAAGAAUUUGACACUGAUAAAAGGUAUUAGCACAGAAAAUAAAAUCAUUAUGAAAAUUCUGACAAUAAAUUUGAAAAAUUCAAUAAAUAUGACAAAGGAGAUAAAUAUAAUAAUAAAUUUGAUAGAUCAGAAGAAUUUAAUCGAAAAGAUAGAUAUAAUAAGUAUGAUAAUUACUAAAAGUAAGAUAGAUAGUUUGAUAAAAAUAAAUAUAAUGAGUCAGGUAAAAAUGAUAGAUAUACACAAAAGUAUGAUAAAUAUGAAAGAUAUGAUAACAAUGAUAGAUAUAAUAGAAAAGAAAGACCAUAAAAAUAUGAUAGAGAAGAAAACGAAGAUUAAUUUAGACAGAAAAAAAGUUUUGAUAGAUCUGAAAAUCGCAGUCAAAGUUAUGAGAGAAAUGAAAGAAGAGAUAAAUUUGAUAGGAAUGAUAAGAGUGAAAGAGGUUUUAAAGUAGAUAGAUUUGAUCGAAGAAGUUCAGAAUUUAGUGAAGAUAGUAAAGAAAUACCAAAAAAUUAUAAAAGUAGAAGGGAUAAUUUUUAAGAUAAUUUUGAUAAUCAUGAAAAAAAUCAUUAUGAAAAUAAUAAAUUUAAACAAAAUUACAAAUAAACUAAAGUUAAAGAUGAGGAUGAUUUUAACACAUUUGUUAAAUAAAGAGAAUAAUAUUUGAAAGAAAGAGAGGAUAAUUUCGACGGAGAAAAAAAAUAAAAUUAGAGAUAGAAGGAAGUUAAGGCAAAUUAAAAUGAUUAAUCUAAUGAAAAUCACUUAAAUGAAGAAGAAUCUCCAUCUGGAAGAAAAAUUAAAAGGAGCUCAAAAUUUAAAAUGUAAUGA